Messenger RNA from Sardina pilchardus (European sardine), 1614 nucleotides. It is a transcript of the gene cenpq, whose product is annotated as centromere protein Q. The coding region runs from base 466 to 1272 and encodes 268 amino acids. The transcript has 8 exons. The record is from RefSeq and is a predicted model, not a curated record. NCBI's taxonomy places the organism in Eukaryota, Metazoa, Chordata, Actinopteri, Clupeiformes, Clupeidae. Gene Ontology annotation, cellular component: nucleus.
UGAAGAAUUUGCCGCGAAGCGGUGAGUCGAAUGGCAUGUCUCGCCCUUCAGCCUACGAUUAACAAGUUAAUUUCUUAUUUUGUUGUAACAACAGUGUAUUACAUGUGUAACGUUUUAGUUGCGUAACAUUAUAUUCGAUUACUUACCAUUGAAGAACUUCAGUUUCGCAAAGUUUGUGUAGGCUACUGUUGUUAGCCCUUUAUGCUAACUUAUAAGCUGUUUUCUAUCGGUAACAGAAUAGACAGUAAAAGGCUAACAGUCGGCUAAUAGCCCAGAGAUAGAUAACAUAACAAUCAUUCGUAUACCAAAUUAUACAACGUGUUAGUUCUGGAAACAAGUGACAUACGUGAAUGUUGAUGAAUUCGGUUCGUUUGUAAUCAAACCUAACAGUAUGCUAUGCUCCAUCAGCAAUCAUAAACUUGCCUGUUUUCAUGGAGUGGCUUUGACGAUUUGUUGCCAAACAUUAUGAAGCCAGUUAGAGGGUCUGGAAGAAAAUCUACCAAUGUCCCGCAAGGCAGAGGACGGAGUAGGCCUACCAAAAAUAAUGUUCCGACAAACUCCGAGGAGCCUGGAACCAGCAGUGAAGGAGUGAAGCAACAGCAAGCGAAGAAAAGGAAAAGGCCUCAAUCAUCGGCUGACAUAAACAAGUUCCGAGGCAGAGAGAAAUGGAAAGUGCUGGCCCAGCCUGUUAUUGUGGCCCUAGAUAAGAUGCUGGGGCUGUCAGUGCUCUCUGUCUUGUCAAUGAGAAUAAAGGAGAAAGAGGAGACUCAGAAACAUCUGAAUAUUCUGAAAGAAAGAUUUCUGGACAGCUGUAUCCAGCUCACAGUCCCCCCACGGAAACAAGUGGACUUGGGGCACUUGUCACGGCAGUACCAGGCAGAGAGCUUGAAGGUGGAAGAGGGGGAGAAGAGACACGGGGCGCUGCAGGAGAACCACAGAUCUGUGGUCAGCGCCCUGGAGGAGUUGGAGGUGUCGAGAGACAGAAUGGACGAGGAGUGCAGGAUUCUUAGAUCCAGGAUGGAGGAGCUGGAGGAGAACUCACACGAGGUUCUACAGAGGAGAGAGCAGACGGUUCUCCAUCUCCCUCCCCUGCCUCCGCGCUCUGAAACGGAAAAGCCACUGCAGGAGAGGCUAAUGAAGUUAUUGCCAAACAGGGAUGCUAUGGUGAAGUCACUGCAGAGCAUGCCAGAAAUCCAGCCGCUGAAUACUUUUAUGGAGCUUGCGCACGAACACACCAACCAGCGAUUAGCCGCCCUUAACAGUCAUAAAUGACUCAAUUAUCUUGUGGUCUGCCUCUCUAGUACCUGUACAUCAACCACACACUCCUCCCUAUGAUCAAGCUUGGGCUUCUGCACUUACAACCAACCCCAACCCCUUUUUUAAACGCCAAUAUGCAUUGAGUUUAGUUGUAAAACCCUGCUCUGCUGUCCCAUGUGACACACACUCAAAAACAGGAUCUCCCUGAUCAGAUAUCUCACCACUGUGUUCGUCACAUCACUUGUGUAGUGCAUGAUUAGAACUGAUCCAGCACCAAAAGCAGUUUUUUUAGUUGUUGUUUUUUUCUGUGCAUUUUCAGUUUUAAUACAAAAUGCAAAAUAUAAAUUGUUACCAAAA